UGAAUGGUGCGACCGACGCAUGCGUGAACCGGCGGCGCUAGCAGUGACUACCAUUCCUAGUUCAAAGUAGCUCUACUUAGCUCAUUCCAGUAAACAGUACAGAACAACGCUGACUUAUCCUUGUCGACUGCGUCUCUUCAACACGACCGGUCAGGAAUAUGCCCAAGAAUAAAGGAAAGGGAGGAAAGAACAGGCGACGUGGUAAGAACGAGAAUGAGUCCGAGAAGAGGGAGCUGGUGUUUAAAGAGGAUGGCCAGGAAUAUGCUCAGGUGAUAAAAAUGCUUGGGAACGGUCGUCUGGAAGCCAUGUGCUUUGAUGGAGUCAAGCGGCUUUGUCAUAUCAGAGGAAAACUCCGGAAAAAGGUGUGGAUAAACACAUCAGAUAUCAUUCUGGUGGGAUUGAGAGAUUACCAGGACAACAAGGCCGACGUCAUCCUGAAGUACAACGCAGACGAGGCCCGCAGUUUGAAGGCCUACGGAGAGCUGCCCGAGCAUGCCAAAAUCAACGAGACAGACACAUUCGGACCAGGGGAUGAUGAUGAGAUCCAGUUUGACGAUAUUGGUGAUGAUGAUGAAGACAUUGAUGAUAUCUAAAGGGCUGCUGCCAGGGGGGAGGUGGAAUGACAUUGGAGAUGCUCCAGUUGUGUUUUGUUUUCCUCUAGCCAUUACCGCACAUCGACUUCUAUAUUUUUUUUUUAAUAAGGUCCUCAAUGUACCGGUCCAACAACAAACAGUAUGUCUCUGGAAUCUUCUUCCCAUCAUUUAGUUUUGUUUACUGUUUUAAUAAAUGUAUUUUAUGUCUCAAUAUAAAUGCCUCAACAUAAGAGUCAAAAAAAUAUAUUAUGGACAUUGACAACUUAUCUUUUGGCGAACAACUUAAUUGUAUUCUUCCGGCUAGACUUUCACAUUGAAACAAAGUAAAUCUUGGGUAACUGCUGCAUAAUUAGAACUGGGGGGUCAAAGGUUACCUGAGGCCGAUCUCCACAUCUGGAGUGGCACUAUUUGAGGUAAAUUCAUUAAAUCUUGUUGUCCAAAAUGGGCAAACGGAAAUUCAACUCCCACCAUACCCAUAUAUGGUCUCUUCGUCACUCGUGCAAGCCACUAUCACUACUCUCCCGAGGUUUGCCGUAACUGUCCACGACUGAACACCACCGUUUGGCCAACGAGCUACGAUGCGCUAUCUUUUUAAUGUAUUUAUAUCGAUUUCACCACAAGUGGAAUUUCCUAACAAGUACAGAGUCUCUGGAUUCGCAAAUAAAAAGAUAAACCAUUCAA
Messenger RNA from Gadus macrocephalus (Pacific cod), 1274 nucleotides. RefSeq names its product eukaryotic translation initiation factor 1A X-linked b (gene eif1axb). The coding region runs from base 159 to 593 and encodes 144 amino acids. Gene Ontology annotation, cellular component: cytoplasm. Gene Ontology annotation, biological process: translational initiation. Gene Ontology annotation, molecular function: translation initiation factor activity; RNA binding. Lineage: Eukaryota; Metazoa; Chordata; Actinopteri; Gadiformes; Gadidae. The transcript has 7 exons. The record is from RefSeq and is a predicted model, not a curated record.